Molecule: messenger RNA, 2178 nt
Organism: Cyphellophora europaea CBS 101466
Lineage: Eukaryota; Fungi; Ascomycota; Eurotiomycetes; Chaetothyriales; Cyphellophoraceae
Exons: 1
Coding region: 1-2178 (725 amino acids)
Biological process (GO): glucan catabolic process
Molecular function (GO): beta-glucosidase activity
Source: RefSeq, a predicted model, not a curated record
AUGACGCUCACUUUCCCCGACGCCCUUGCGCGCGUCCGCGCAGGCGAGUCACCGCACGCCGUCGCCGCUGAUCUCUUCACCAGCCUGACGCCAGCGGAGAAGCUUUCCCUGCUCGAUGGCGACACCCCUUUCUGGCCAGGCUUCUACUCCAUCAUGUAUGACGGCUACAUCGUGGACGAGCCAUAUGUGUUCGGCGCCGUGGACCGCCUCUCCGUCCCGGGUAUACGCUUCACAGACGGCCCACGCGGUAUCAACUUGGGCCACAGCACUGUGUUCCCCGUCUCAAUGGCACGAGGCGCGACCUGGGAUCCGACGUUGGAAGAGCGUGUAGGCGUCGCGAUCGGUCGCGAGGGCCGCGCGCAGGGCGCCAACCUAUUCGGUGGCGUGUGCAUCAACCUGCCGCGUCACCCGGCGUGGGGCCGCGCGCAGGAGACGUACGGCGACGACCCGUUGCUGCUGGGCGAGUUUGGCGCCGCGUUGACGCGCGGUGUGCAGCGCAAUCUGAUGGCCACGGUCAAGCAUUUCGCGCUCAACAGCAUGGAGAAUGCGCGUUUUCAGGUCGACGUGCGGCUCGAGGAGGCGGUGCUGCAGGAGUGCUUCCUGCCGCAUUUUCGGCGCGUGGUCGAGGAGGGUGCGUUGGCUGUCAUGAGCGCGUAUAAUUCCGUCAAUGGGGAGUGGGCGGGCCAGCAUCAGCAUCUGCUGACGGAGGUGCUCAGGAAGCAAUGGGGAUAUGAGUGGUUGGUGAUGAGUGAUUUCAUCUUUGGGCUACGUGACCCAGCGAAGAGCUUGAAAGCGGGGUUGGAUAUCGAGGCGCCAUUUGCACAGCAGAGGUCCGACCCGAAUAGGGGUCUACAGGCGGGUUUGGAUAAGGGAGAUGUCGGUCUUGAGCACGUCGAUGCUGCUGGGAAGAGGAUUCUGGCCACUCAGCUGGAGCACUUCAAUAAACGGGAUCAGCAAGAACCAAGUAAGGACGUGGUGUUUUCUCAAGAGCAUCAGGACUUAGCAAGGGAGGUCGCCGCUCGGUCCAUCGUUCUACUCAAGAAUGAUGCAGUCGACGGAAAGCAGCUCAUGCCGCUUGUGCCGUCGGCGGUAAAGAAGCUGGCGGUGGUCGGAAGGCUGGCAAACAAGGCGAAUACUGGCGACCAAGGCUCCUCCAUCGUGCGCUGCGCCAAAGUCGUCACGCCAUUUGAGGGGCUCCGCGACGCCUUCUCUCAAUCCGAAGUGAUCCUCAGCGACUCCGGUGUUGCCGACGAAGCUGCCGCCGCUGCCAAGGACGCAGAUGUUGCGAUCGCAGUGGUCGGCUACACUGCUGCAGACGAGGGUGAAUACAUCGUGCCAGUGACUGCUGAGAACCCUGCUCUGCUGAACCUCUUUCCACCAGAUGACGGGUCUGAAGCCUACAAGAAAAUUGGCACCAAGAUGGGCAAUAUGGAGGAACUUUGGUCGUCGACGGAAGAGACCGGCGGCGACAGGACCAGCGUACGCCUGCGCAAGCAAGACGUGGACCUGAUCAAGGCCACGGUCGCAGCUAACCCCCGAACCGUUGUUUGCAUCACCACUGCUGGUGCGGUGAUCACCGAGGAGUUCCGUCAGCAAGUACCCGGCCUCCUCUUCAGCUGGUACAGUGGCACACAGGGUGGCAACGCCCUGGCCGACGUGCUGACCGGCGGUGUCGACGCUAGCGGUAGACUACCGUACGCGAUCCCGAAGACAGAGAACGAUCUACCAUUCUUCGACAAGAACGCCAAAUCGAUCGAGUACGAUCGGUGGUUCGGUCAGAGGCUGCUCGACCGUAAGGGCGCCGAGGCUGCCUAUCCCUUAGGGUUCGGGCUGUCGUAUGCGGAGUUUGAAGCAAGCGGACUUGCCGUUAACGCAGCUGGCGAUGAGAGGAUCCAAGUGGGUGUCAAGAUCGUCAACAAAAGUACAAGAAGCGGGAGGCACGUAGUGCAGGUGUAUGGCACGUCUGCAGAGGCAGGAUACCCGAAGCGUGUACUCCUUGGGUUCAGCCCAGUCGACCUUGAUGCGGGAGCGGCCAUGAAUGUCGAGGUUGGGGCUUCGCUGCGGCCCUUGCAACGAUGGAAGAAUGGCAAGUUUGUGCUACCGUCUGAAUACCAGGUCGAAGUUGCCGCUUUCUCCGGUGAUGCGUCCGCGCUUGUCAGCGAAGUCAGGAAGUCAUAG